CUUUUCUCUCCCUCUCUUGUUCUUGUUGUGCAUUUUGUUUCAAGGAAAAAUGAAAUUUGCAUCUUUUACGUAAACAGACUUUGAAAAUGUCCAUCCUGUGAAAAUCCCAUUACGCAGACUUCUUUCCAAGCAAAAAAACCAUCUCAAUGAACGAAAAUGGACGAUGACAAAGACGAUUUCUUAGCGUCACUAAUAUUUCUUUGAUAUUAUCUUUCUUUAUUGUUUUAUUUGUUCUUUUCAUGCACAAAUGCCUGUAUCAGAUCCCAGUUCUGGGCGUUUAUUUAUAUGGCUCAUCUCUUGUUUCUUAUUUAUCUCUGUUCUUACUGGUGGCACCUUCCUCAUUUUGUAUCUUGUCCUUCCUCAAAGUUCUGCUACUGCUUGGCUUCCUUUCGCUGGUGUAUCCCUAGUUAGUCUACCUUGGUUAUUUUGGUGUUUCACUUGUUUAUACCGUAUUAUUUCUCGAGCCCUUGGAUUUAGGUUUAUUAUUGGCGGAGGUGGUGGCGGUGGCAAUGGCGGCCUAUCUCAUCCAAAUGCGGCAUCCAAUGAGCCUAGAAACCUUGAAACUCCGUUGGAGUCCACCGGAGGAGAUGGGAAGCGUGUUCAAUUUGGUGGGGCAGUGGUUGUGGGAGCGGAGGAUGACGAUGACGACGAUAACGAAAAAAUUACAAAUGUGAAGAGAUCAUCAUCUAGUCUUUCUAGCAAUGAUUUAUCUAUUGCUACACAAGAAAGUGAAAUGCCAUUGACCUCAGCCAUGGCAUAAUCUGAAUUGAAAUGCCAUGUGUAUAUUAAUCUUUCUAGAUUAUUUUAAUUGACUUUUAAUCAAAUUCUAAUUUCUACC
Messenger RNA from Jatropha curcas, 838 nucleotides. Its product is annotated as Putative membrane lipoprotein. The record is from RefSeq and is a predicted model, not a curated record. NCBI's taxonomy places the organism in Eukaryota, Viridiplantae, Streptophyta, Magnoliopsida, Malpighiales, Euphorbiaceae.